GGGCUCGGCGCUGCGCAGUGCCCCCGGUUCCCGGCACCAUGGGUGGCAAAAGAGUCUGCAUCGUGGGCUCCGGCAACUGGGGCUCGGCCAUCGCCAAGAUCGCCGGCAGCAACGCGGCGCGGCUGAGCACCUUCGAGAACCAGGUGAACAUGUGGGUGCUGCAGGAGGAGGUGGGCGGCCGGCAGCUCACGGACAUCAUCAACACAGAGCACGAGAACGUCAAGUACCUGCCAGGGCACAAGCUGCCCCCCAACGUGGUAGCAGAGCCAGACCUGCUGAAAGCCUGUGCUGGGGCUGACAUCCUCCUCUUUGUGGUGCCCCACCAGUUUAUUGGCAAAGUCUGUGACCAGCUCAAGGGCCAUGUGAAGAAAGAUGCUGUUGGGAUGUCACUCAUCAAGGGGGUGGAUGAAGGACCAGAUGGGCUGAGGCUGAUCUCUGACAUUAUCCAUGAGAAACUGGGAAUAGAGAUGAGCGUCCUCAUGGGGGCCAACAUUGCAAAUGAAGUGGCAGAAGAGAAGUUCUGUGAAACAACCAUCGGCUGCAAGGACCUGCAGCAUGGGCAGACACUGAAGGAGCUGAUGCAGACACCGAAUUUCCGGGUGACAGUGGUGCAGGAAGCUGACACGGUGGAGAUCUGUGGGGCUCUCAAGAACGUUGUGGCUGUAGGAGCAGGUUUCUGUGAUGGGCUCGGCUAUGGAGACAACACAAAGGCUGCCGUGAUCCGUCUGGGGCUGAUGGAGAUGAUCGGCUUUGCCAAACUCUUCUGCAAGGGCCCUGUCACCUCCUCCACGUUCCUGCAGAGCUGUGGGGUUGCUGAUCUCAUCACUACCUGCUACGGUGGCCGCAACCGAAAGGUGGCUGAGGCUUUUGCCAAGACUGGGAAGUCUCUUGAGCAGCUGGAGAAGGAGAUGUUGAAUGGGCAGAAGCUGCAGGGUCCCCAGACGUCUGCUGAGCUCCAUCGCAUCCUGAAAAGCAAGAAUGCGGUAGAGAAGUUCCCCCUCUUCACAGCUGUGUAUCGGAUCUGCUAUGAGGGCAAACCCGUUACUGAUGUCAUCAAGUGCCUCCAGAACCACCCUGAGCACAAGUAAGGGGGCUCUGCCUGCAAGACCUGAGCCUGCCAAGAUGAGCAGAGAGCUACAGCUUUGUAAGGAGUCCAGGUCUCCUGGGAGCCUUUGCAGGGUGCUGGAAGGGCAGAGGGUCCCUUUCUCAGCCUUGGACACUGCCAGCCUGAGCCUGGCAUCUGCACAGAGGUACCUGUUGAUCUCCCUUUCUCUUCGAAGGGCUCAUUUAGCUUCUGCUGCUGUCUAGGCUCUGCCCUGAGCAGGGCUGAGCAUCUUCCUCCUUCUACUUUCUCCUGCUGUGAUGAACUCAGUUCUCAGAGGGACUCUGCCAGCUCACCUUAAGGAGGCACUGCCUGGAGGACAAGCUUUGCUAUUAGCCCCAUGGAGCCACUCUGCAUGACACCAACCCUCUCCUGCUUUUAGCUUAACUAUCUCAUGCAGAGGACACAGUUCCCAGCCAGGCUCCACCAGGGUGAAUGAGGCUCCCCAGGACCUGUGAGGGGCUGAGAAUCACUCUUCUUUCUAAGCAGCCCAGCACAGAGCCCAACACCCUUUGCCACGUUGCCAUGUGCUGCUGCCCCAGCCACCCCCAGCUGCCCUGGCCAAUGCUUUGUGCGUGAGGGCACUUGUUUAUUUAGGCUUUUGGCUCUUGCACUCAAACCUCCCCUGUUGUCACAGCUUUGCCCAUGCUGAUUCCGUGCCCAUCCCUGGACAGCCUUUCUCCCUCACUUGUUUGUUCUCUUGGCUUUGGCAAUGCAGGGACCAACUGCCCCAAAGUCUUUGUGAGCAGCUGUAACAAGUGCAACCCUUGGCUGUGGACCUGACAGAGCAGUUGGGUCAUGUUGCUUUUAGAUGGAUGAGCCACAGCAGCUUUUAGCCUUCUCUCUGCCUUGCUCUACUCUGUGCCUUAGCCCAGUCUUUGCUUCUGUAUGUGGCUUUCUAGGAGCUGAGAAAGCAGGUUCCAUGCUUCCUUUCCCUGCUGCCCCUCUUGCGAGGGUGCUGGAAAGUGCCCUGGCACAAGGGGCAGCAAAGGAUGCGUGACCCACAAAGAGACACAAGGAGACCUCCGACACCACAGGCGAGGACAGAGGUCUCAUGCCUCAUGCUGUGCCUUUGACGCUUGCCCCGUGUCCAGCCGGGUGCCACGUGCUUUCCGGCCCUCUGAAGCUGCUCCUGUUUGCUCAGGCCAGCGUGGCCGGUUCAGUGAUCCCUGUGGGGGCUGGCAGGCUGGAGCUGCCCCAGGGCUCGCUGUCCACCCCUGUUCCAGGUCCUCGAGCUGCUGGCUCCCUGCCUAGCCCUGUACCUUAGGAAUGUUUAAAGUGAUAAUAAACGUGGAGAGGAGAUGGGAGACACGC
Pezoporus occidentalis (night parrot) is the source of this 2416-nucleotide messenger RNA. RefSeq names its product glycerol-3-phosphate dehydrogenase 1 (gene GPD1). NCBI's taxonomy places the organism in Eukaryota, Metazoa, Chordata, Aves, Psittaciformes, Psittacidae. The coding region runs from base 39 to 1088 and encodes 349 amino acids. The transcript is spliced from 8 exons. Gene Ontology annotation, molecular function: protein homodimerization activity; NAD binding; glycerol-3-phosphate dehydrogenase [NAD(P)+] activity. Gene Ontology annotation, cellular component: cytosol; glycerol-3-phosphate dehydrogenase (FAD) complex. Gene Ontology annotation, biological process: carbohydrate metabolic process; glycerol-3-phosphate catabolic process. The record is from RefSeq and is a predicted model, not a curated record.